This is a messenger RNA of Tupaia belangeri chinensis (Chinese tree shrew), 1365 nucleotides long. It is a transcript of the gene WDR5, whose product is annotated as WD repeat domain 5. Gene Ontology annotation, cellular component: Set1C/COMPASS complex. Lineage: Eukaryota; Metazoa; Chordata; Mammalia; Scandentia; Tupaiidae. The record is from RefSeq and is a predicted model, not a curated record. The transcript has 13 exons. Gene Ontology annotation, molecular function: histone binding.
GCCCCUCGCUAGCAGACGGCCUCCUGCCAUCCUGAGUCUCCAGCAGCAUCUCCUGCCUGGUGGGCUUCGGAGUCAUGGCAACAGAGGAGAAGAAGCCAGAGACCGAGGCCGCCAGAGCGCAGCCGACCCCCUCGUCAUCGGCCACUCAGAGCAAGCCUACGCCUGUCAAACCCAACUACGCCCUGAAGUUCACCCUGGCUGGCCACACGAAAGCUGUGUCCUCUGUGAAGUUCAGCCCGAACGGGGAGUGGCUGGCGAGUUCGUCUGCCGAUAAACUCAUUAAAAUCUGGGGAGCGUACGAUGGGAAGUUUGAGAAAACCAUAUCUGGUCACAAGCUGGGAAUAUCCGACGUGGCCUGGUCUUCAGACUCGAACCUCCUCGUGUCUGCCUCUGACGACAAAACCCUGAAGAUCUGGGAUGUGAGCUCGGGCAAGUGUCUGAAGACCCUGAAGGGACAUAGCAACUACGUCUUCUGCUGCAACUUCAACCCCCAGUCCAACCUCAUCGUCUCAGGAUCUUUCGAUGAGAGUGUCAGAAUAUGGGACGUGAAAACCGGGAAGUGCCUGAAGACUUUGCCUGCUCACUCGGACCCAGUCUCAGCGGUUCACUUUAACCGGGAUGGAUCCUUGAUAGUCUCAAGCAGCUACGACGGUCUCUGCCGCAUCUGGGACACCGCCUCGGGCCAGUGCCUGAAGACGCUCAUCGACGACGACAACCCCCCGGUGUCCUUCGUGAAGUUCUCCCCGAACGGCAAGUACAUCCUGGCCGCCACGUUGGACAAUACGCUGAAGCUGUGAGACUACAGCAAAGGGAAGUGCCUGAAGACGUACACCGGCCAUAAGAAUGAGAAGUACUGCAUAUUCGCCAACUUCUCCGUCACUGGCGGGAAGUGGAUCGUGUCUGGCUCGGAAGAUAACCUGGUUUACAUCUGGAACCUGCAGACUAAGGAGAUCGUGCAGAAGCUCCAGGGCCACACAGAUGUCGUCAUCUCCACGGCCUGCCACCCGACAGAGAACAUCAUCGCCUCGGCCGCGCUGGAGAACGACAAGACGAUUAAACUCUGGAAGAGCGACUGCUGAGACCGCGAGCCACCCGGGCGCUGACCCGGAUCCGUGGGAAACGGGCCACAGGGCGGGGGUCGGGGCGGGGCCCGCCCCCAGCCGCCUCUGAGAAGGACUUGGCCGAGGGCGGCGUGGGCCUCUGGAGUCCCUGUUGCUGGCGGCAUCUCUAGCCGGCUCCAACACUGGCCAGGAGGGCCCUCUGCACCGUGCCCCAGCCGUCAACGCAGUUUCACGUUUUUUAUUACAGAGGGUAAAGUUCGAUUUAUCACGAGUUGUGUUUUUUCAGUAAAUGUUCUGUACCUUU